CAGGAGCGCCGUGCCCUCCUGGUUGCUCCUAACUCUCUGGACUAUGUUGUCAUCGUGAUGGCUCUGGCACGAUUAGGCGUUAACGUCAUUCUACUGAAGUAUGGUACCACUUCGCAGGAGAUUGAUGAAACCAUGAAAAAAUAUCGCUGCAACGCGUUGAUCUAUCAACUAAGCGCUGGCCAAGAAGACCCGUAUCAAUUGCGUCAGGAUUCAACAGACCCUGCGUCAUACGAGCAGCACGUGAUCUUCAUCACCCUAGGUGACGUCACAAGCAGCAGCCACGAAGUGCACCGCUACUGUGACCUCGCGCGCUGUGAGGUGAGUGAGGAGGAGAAGGCAAGGGUACUGGCGCUCCAGACCAAGAUUCAGAUGGAAGAUGCUCUGCUGGCAUUCAUGACGUCAGGGAGCACGGGGAAUCCUAAAGCGGUCCAGGUCAAUCACUUCCAGUUUGUACAGGCAACUCUAACAGCGUAUGCUGCUCACAGACUGACAGACAGUAGUAGAUUAUUCAACAAUCGCCCAUUUUCUUGGGUGGGCGCUAUGGGAAUGGCCAUCAAUGUUGCAGCAGUUUGUGGCGUCACCCACAUCAGUAUUGACUCCAGGGCGUCAGCGAAAGACUCUGAAGUCGACGCAGUGAUAAAUGUGAUAGCGGAAGAGAAAUGUACGCAUGCGUACCUGUCGCCGUACAUUUUGUACGAUUUAGUGACGUCUACCGGUGACGUCACACGGCAAGAUCUGCGUGCUCUGCGGUACGUACUGAGUGGCGGAGAGCCUCUUCCAGAAUCUCUCCCCGCUAGAAUGUUCACUAAGAUCCCACAUGUGACCUUUGUUCAGCUAUACGGGUCCACGGAGAGUAUGGUAGUCCUUUCCCAAGCUAGCUCACCACAGGACUUGCACGACGGGCUGUUCGGGUGUAUGUUCGGCUGUCCUCAUGUAGAAGUCAAGGUGUCAGCCGAGGACGGGAGUCUGGUGCCGAUAGGAGAGGUUGGAGAAGUCUGUGUUAGAGGUCCUAUGGUGUUCCUGGGGUAUCUGAAUGAACCAAGCAAAACGGCGCUGGCGAUCACUCCCAGCCGGUGGUACUUAACUGGGGACCUGGGUGUUAUGGGCGCUGGAGGCCGCGUUCGAAUUGUGGGUCGGGAUUCAGAGAAGAUGUUCAUUAAGCACGCUACAGUUAAAGUCUUCCCGGCAGAGAUAGAACUCACCCUUUCUCGUAAUCCUGCUAUUCAGCAAGUCUGCGUCGUUGGAAUUCGCGAUGAGCGUCUGUUUGAAGAGAUUUGUGCAUGUGUUGUCCGCGCCGGUGAAGAUAGCGCCAAGGCAGCAUCCGAAGAGGAUUUUCUAAGUGCAUUGCGUUCUUGGUGCUCAGAAAGAUUCCCGCCGGGACCAGACGGCUUUUCUUUGGCCCCAAAGUAUUUCCUGGUCGUUGGUGAAAUCCCAAAAUUGAGCACAGGAAAGAUUGACCGUGCGGCCGUCAAGAGACAGGCAACAUCGGUAUUCAACCCGUAG
Messenger RNA from Lingula anatina, 1503 nucleotides. RefSeq names its product medium-chain acyl-CoA ligase ACSF2, mitochondrial. NCBI's taxonomy places the organism in Eukaryota, Metazoa, Brachiopoda, Lingulata, Lingulida, Lingulidae. The record is from RefSeq and is a predicted model, not a curated record.